This is a messenger RNA of Dromaius novaehollandiae (emu), 6217 nucleotides long. RefSeq names its product glutamate rich 5 (gene ERICH5). Lineage: Eukaryota; Metazoa; Chordata; Aves; Casuariiformes; Dromaiidae. The transcript is spliced from 4 exons. The coding region runs from base 72 to 704 and encodes 210 amino acids. The record is from RefSeq and is a predicted model, not a curated record.
CGGCCCGGGGCGCCCGCUCCGCCGCCGCAGCGCGCAGAGCCGCCCCGCCGCGCCCGCCGCCGCCGCCCGCCAUGGGCUGCUCCAGCAGCGCCCCCCGCGCCCGCCGCCCCCCGGAGCCGCCGCCGCCGCCGCCGCCGCCGCCGCGGGCAUCAUCGAGUGAAAAUACUCCAAUUGCAGACAAGUAUGAAACCAUCCCUGACCAAACAAAGUUGGACCCAGCAGAAGAUGUGAGUCUCACCUCUGAGGAGACAAAACCGGGAGAGCAUCUCCCAGGAGAGCAGGCCAUUCUCAUUCCAGCGCUGGAAGAAAAGAUUGAUUCAGUCAGCAAAAGGGAGGAGCCGGAGGGCACUGAGCCCCUGCCUGCGGGAUUGGAGGACGGCACUGGGCCGCCGUCUGCAUGGCAAGAGGAGAUCACUGGGCCUUCACCACCAGCGCCAGGGGAAGACAAUGGGUCAUCACCAUCAGGACCAGCGGAGAACAGUGGGCUGGUGGAUGGCAAUGACAGCUCUGUAGUGGAAAUCAUCAAGAAAGAACAUAUUACUGAAGAGGACCAACUCAUUGAGGGUGAGACGGGAGAACAGGUGGAAACUGAGCUGCUCAGUGAGAUAGUAAGUGAAGGGUCUGAAACAAAAGAAGAAGAAACAGGAGAAGCUGUGGAUGGUGCAGCAGCGACAGAGAUAGAGACAGCUAAUAAUGAGGAAUAGAAGUUAUGUCUAUAUGAACAUCCUCUUCUUGUGCCUGCUCUUCUGUCUUCAUGAACAUUCAUUAAUUUUAUUGGGUUGGGAAAAUAGAAAAGUUUUUAUGGACUUUGCCACAAACAUGAAUAAGAGGCAGGAAAAGUUUUAUAUACUAUAUAUUUUUUGAGGUCAAGCUGCCAAGACUUCAACCGUUUCAAAUGCCUGAGCUUUCACCUCCCUGCCACAGUGCCUUCUGUACACUGCCAGUGCAGCGGGAUCAUUUUCUGACAACGCUAUACUCAUUCUGUUUUCAAUUAGGACUUUUCCCGAGGCCAGAUAAUUAACUUAAAACCUGAGCAGACACCUUUGAAACCUUCAACCAGCAUUAUAUAGGAUAAAAAAUGUAGCAUAGCACUUUUUUUUUUUAAUGGUAGUGUGUGUAAAAAGUCAGAAAUGAAAGUCUUGGUGCUGUGAACUUGUAUACACAUAGAUAAUUUCUCUGAAGGCCUGGACGACUGGUUAUGGAGUUGCUCCAGUGUAUGGCAGGUGGAGGAAUGGAAUCUGAGAGUACCUCUUUACUGGGCUGUAAUUAAAUGCACUGGUCAUUUCUUCAGAAAAUGAAACAUAUACAGGGUGCAAUAUCCAGUAACCACGUGGGUGUCCUCUGCCAACCUCUAUUUUAAACACAAAUUUAUUGAAAGAACAGCAUUAUAGCUUAUAUGUUAGUUCAAUCACCCUUACAGUAAAAAGGAUUAGCUUACUACCAUCACCAAAUUAUAAAAAUCCCCUCUAAGAACUAACUUCUGUGCUGCAUGUGCACAUAUGACUCCAGCUGACUUUGGUUCCUAUUAAAUAAUUUAAUUUAUAUCCCUGGCCUAUCAGGUUUUUACUUUAUCUGUUAUAUUUUGGUUAUAUCUAAAAGUUUCUGCUUAUCAGCAGUCUGUUCAGUCUACAGAUAUCUCAGCUUUAUUUAAGGUCACCUACUAAUGUUGCCUGUAGGAGAGAACCAUAAACUUUUAUGAUCAAAAUGCACACACUUUUUUUUUUUAAGGAUUUUUGGUAAGUGGAUAUUGCAGAGGCUUGUUUUUUGCUUUUUUACUAGCCUUCUACAUUAGAGAACUUAAGGCAAGCAGUUAGUCCUAUUAAGCAUCUAAUAUUGACGCAGAAGUAUGAAUUAAAAAUUCAAACAGGUAGCCAAACUUUUUGUCCAUGUACUCAAAUCAUUUCAUGACAAAGAGCCAUAAGACACAUAUCAUACACUCCAAAGAGCUGAGAGGCAGGAGAGCAGUUAAGGAGCAGCACAAAGGCCCCUGGGAUGAUACAGCUGGGGUCCAUGGUGACCCAGCAAUUUCACCUUCAGCUGCUUCUGGUGGUUAGUACCCUCCUGUAAGCUGGGGAUUCAGUUUAGACACCAGCACCUGUGCCAGCAUGGUCCUGCUCCCAGUCAAAGAAAUAACAUAGGCAGGGGAGCCACACUUGCUGCCUGUAAGCUGUAUGUUAGAUCAAGAGUUACAGUUUGACCAGCUAUAUUGAACAACUGUAAAGUAUAAACCAGUUCCAUGACAGAGAGAGCAUUGACAGCAGCAGAAGAGAUUGCACUUGGAAAGAAGAUACGAUGCUACGAAGGAGCCUCUGUACACUGCAGAGCCACUGUUGUUACCAAAAAGACAUGUGACACUACAUUUUUAUCUCAGCGUUCAGCUUUUUCAAGACAUUCAGCAAUUGUAAUUGGGAACAAGAGGAGUAUAAGCCAGUCAGUGACUCAACAUCUCAGUCCUUAUGUAUUUUGUGGUUACAACUGAUAUAAAAGCUGUUUUAGCUUUUCCUUUCUAAAAGCUGAAAUAUGCCCAACAUAUGAAAUGUUAAUCACAUAAAUUACCAUAAGAUCAGAACUUGGCUGCUAGACUUAGGCUGAACAACCCUACUUUGAGAAAUAAGACAAUCACUAUUCCACUAGGGCCCAGACGUAUUUAUGUUCCAUUAGCUACCAAAUCAUGUACCAUGCAUAAAGGGCCAAAAUAUGUGCAGUUGUUCACCUCUGCAGACCUCUGACUAUCAGAGAUUGCCAAGAGCAGAAAUUGGUCUGUGUAUCAAAGAGCUUUCUCGUGUUAAAGGCUGAGAAGAUAUGCUCCAGUGUUUGUGUUUACAGGUUAUACCUCCAGAGCUGCAGCAGUAUACCUCAGCUUUUUUUUUUUUAAUAUAUAAUCAACAUACAAACCCAUCUUCAGAAAUGUUCAUAAAGAUCUAGACAAUCUUCAGCCUUUUACUUCUUCCAAGUUAGUGUAAUCAUUCCAUGCCACAGAGAGUGCUUGACUUCUUCAAGGAACAAACCUAAUCACCAAGCUAACAAGAAACCUCUGGUAGGAAUUUUGUUUCAAUUACCAAUACACAUAGCCCUAGAACAGGUUAAUUUUGGACCCUGUCAGCUCUAUGUAUGCACACACUGUAUUAGGAUCCCAGAAUAUAUUUAGCAAUCUAGCUUGCUAGAGUCUGCUCUUUCACUUAACAUGCACCUGCUUUCAGAAAAAAACUUCAGCAAAUGUGAGGUCCUUAUAGCAGAAGAUUAGGGCAAUUUAAGUUUUGUUAUGCAUUUUAACAGAGAACAAAGUUCUGUUAAAAGUAGGUACUGAAGUUUGAUUUUUGUAUUGUUUAAUCUAUAGCGAACAUAAUCAUUUGGGGAAAAAAAUUCUAAAAGAAACACCUGAUGGAAAAUGCUAAUUUAAGUAUUGCGUUACUAUCACAGCAAUAUAUUAGAUGAGCUUUUUUCUUUUUAAUAUUUACACGAUUGAAACAUUUUACAUGGUGAAAUUAAUAUGGCAAGUGAAAUUGCAACUUCACAUUGUGCAUGCUAGCGGCUCAGUCUAGCUAACAGAAAUGGCUACAUUUAACUUAGCUCCAAUUAGAAUGAUUUCAUACAUGUUUAUGUACUUUGCUGAACUGAGACCUAAGAGAUAUCCACAAUAUUUGCUUUUCAAAUAGAAUUAUGGGGCUUUGCCUUUUUAAAAACAUAUCAAGUAAUGUAACACUGCUUAAAAAGUACAAGUUUUUGCCAUCUAUAUGGAAGGCUGAUCAUUUAGGUUAAGAACUGCUAUGUUAGAGCUAUAAAUAAAAGUGUUUAUUUCAGUUAUUUUAGAAUUCCUCUACUGGAAGAAUUCAUAUUUAGGCUUGAAUUGUUCAAGAAUGUGCGUCGGGUCCCCCACUCAAAGCUAAAGAAACUUACAGCUAACAGUGGAUUUUUGUUCCUGACUUUUUGCAAAAUUGCACCUACUUAUUGAUACAAACAUUUUUAAUGUAAGUAAUCUGUUGUGUCUCACGAGUAGCAUCUGGCCUGUGUUCUUACAGGCGCUUCUCUUACAUUUCAGUCUCAGUUUGCAUCUUGCUGGGAAAAACCAGUAGUAUAUUCAUACCCCUCUGUACCAAUGAAGGCACCAAAAGAAGUUCUGUAAAGGACUUUAAAUCAGCAAACAGGGAAGUCAGCACAAAAAAAAAAUCAAAACUGCCAUCUAGUGUUAGGUUUAGGCUGGCAAAGAGGCAGCAUAGCACAAAUAAGGCAGCUGGUCACACUUAUGAGGUAAGAAGGGAUAACUCUAGCUAUACAAGGCUGACCUUAGCUUAUUUUCAACACUAUUGAUACCUGCUGAUGGUGAACUCAGCUAAUUCUGCUACAAAUAAGUUAAAUAUAUUCCAACAAAGUAACUACAACUGAGAAAAGCAAUAAAGAAAAACAAAAAAUAUGAAUUGGGAACCUGCUUAAAUAAUAUAACUCUAUUCGAUUACAUUAUCCCUAAUUAACAAAAGUGAAGUAACAUUUGUUCAAUGUUUCCUAUAAAGUCAUUGUCAUGUUACCACUCACUCCUUCCUAGUAAGUCUGAUGGUGUUUCUGUUUGGUUAGCUGGGAUUGCUUCCUCAGUCAAAGAACUACUACCGAGCUGUAGAAGAUGAAAAACUUGAAUAGUAUAGCCAAAGAGAGAGAACAAGAAAGAAGCUGGGACUAAUAGCAUUUGUGAGUAGAAAGCUUAUAUGCAGAAAAGCCAGGCACUUUUCAAAAGCUGUUGCUUAGAAUUUAUAUCAUAUGAUACAUUAAAUACAUUCCCCUGCCUCUCUUAAAGGUAAUUAUCUCCUAUUUUGGAGAUAAAGGAAAGCAAGAUAUGGCUGUAAAAAGCCAUAUAGUUGUACAUACUUGUUGUGACAGUCUCCUUAUUAAUCUCUUUUCUUUAAAGACACAGAUUAUGAACUCAGUGGAAAGCAGGAGAAAUACCCAAUUGAAGCCAUAUUUGGAAAGGCUGACUGUUUUCACAAGUUUCUGUGUAAUACUGCCUAAAUAUUGCUAAAUACUGCUAAAGCAAUACCAGAAAGGCCUUAAAAAUAUGAAAUACAGUUAUCAUAACAGUGCAACUAAAGUAAUGGGAGCUAGAGAGUAGGGCUGACAAGCAGGAAGGUAAGAGACCACUGGUGGGACGUUCAUAGUUUAUCAAGGGAUCAAUAUGAUUCACAAAAGAUUGUUGUGGAGGUUUGUUUGCAGGAGGAUGGUCAAACUGAGCAGUAUCUGUAUAUGUCAUUUAAAGAUAUAUACUGAUACUAGGUAUAUACAGAUAGCAACUGAACACAUGCUGCUAUAUUGGAGUUUUCUUGUGUGCUUAGCCUACAAAGUCAUUAACCAAUUAAGUGCGUAAGAGAUGAUCACCAAUAGGCAUUUUGACAUCAUGCUUAGAAAACAAGUGAUAGGCACAUACGAGAACUGCAGUUUGGAUUUAAGUUACAGACGGCUCAGCCCACAGUGCUGUCACUUGACCAAUGGCAAACCUACAUCAUGCCCUCACCCUGCUGUACUGCUGUAAUAAGGAUGUUGGAGUGACAAAUCCAGUGCUGAGUCAGACUUUGUGGCUUACCAAAACUGAGCAAGUUUGGUCACAAGAAGAGAUUGGACUAGAAAUGGAUGCUGGAACUGUCACUCUGGAAAGACCAGCCUACAAGUCUCCCUCUCAUAAUAUGGCUGAUAAAGCUACAGCUGAAAUGGUGCAUUCCCUAAGCUGCCAUGUGUAUCUGUUUUUACUUACUAUAAGACAAAAAUGAAGAUGUGGGAUAAUGCUACUGUCACUGUAUAUACAUGUAACGGAUGGCCAUCUUUGCAGAAGAGAACAUAACAAAGAUGUUCAGGCCAACAGACUGUCAGCAAAGAGAAUUUUUGUUCAUUUGCACUGAAUAAACCAAUAUUGGGUUCUGGCACAUGGCUAUGGGGAAGACAAGAAAUCCAGUGUACCAUGAGAUAGCUUUAACCUAUCAAGUUCUUUAAAAACACAGUAUCCAUUUCUACUUGUUUAGCUAGAAGAUAAAUGCAAAGUGAUGGGAUAACAUGCCAUCACCAGUCUGACUCUCAAUAUUGUUUAAACACUCUAUCAAGAUGAUGCUGUUCUUCUGUUCUUAACUGGAAGAACUGCCAAAAACUAAUGUCACCGUAGCUAAAAGCUUCUUAUCUUGGAAGACUAUUUUCAUCCUUAGCUAUUAGGAGAUAGACAAUAAAUCUAUUUUUUUGGUUUGAA